CACCACUAAGACUACUCAAGCUCAUCUUAACCAUCAGCAACCAUGAAGCCAUGCAUUGCAAUCUCAGCUCUCUUGUUUCUCUCACUGCUGAUUUUUCAUAACUCAGAGGCUGCUAUCGACUGCAAUACUGUUUUGAAGGACGUAGCUCCUUGUAUCAGCUACCUGAAGAGUGGAAAUGGGAGCCCUUCCACUGCUUGCUGCAGUGGGGUUUCGACCUUGGCCUCGGCUGCAUCAACAACUGCUGAUCGAAGGGCUGCUUGUAGCUGCCUCAAGUCAGCUGUGUCGAAGAUCAACCCUAACAUUGCAGCAGCGAAGGGACUGCCGGGGAGUUGUGGCGUUAGUUUGCCUUACGCAGUCGUUCCCAGUUUGGAUUGUUCCACAAUUAGUUAAAAUGAGUCCCUGGCUUUAGGGAUGUGGAGGAGAUAUUACUUGUGCUUAAGUGACUUAAUGUUGCCGCAGCUGAGAUGUGUGUUUGUAUUACUGUACUUGUAAUAAGAUAACCAAAGCGCUUAUUAUGCGCUCUGUUGUAUGAAUCUAUAUAUGAUGAACGGUUUGCUUGUGA
Messenger RNA from Asparagus officinalis (garden asparagus), 562 nucleotides. RefSeq names its product non-specific lipid-transfer protein 1-like. Bases 43 to 390 code for a protein of 115 amino acids. Gene Ontology annotation, molecular function: lipid binding. NCBI's taxonomy places the organism in Eukaryota, Viridiplantae, Streptophyta, Magnoliopsida, Asparagales, Asparagaceae. Gene Ontology annotation, biological process: lipid transport. The transcript is spliced from 2 exons. The record is from RefSeq and is a predicted model, not a curated record. Gene Ontology annotation, cellular component: membrane.